Molecule: messenger RNA, 2294 nt
Organism: Seriola dumerili (greater amberjack)
Lineage: Eukaryota; Metazoa; Chordata; Actinopteri; Carangiformes; Carangidae
Product: zinc finger protein 180-like
Exons: 5
Coding region: 34-1395 (453 amino acids)
Biological process (GO): regulation of transcription by RNA polymerase II
Cellular component (GO): nucleus
Molecular function (GO): RNA polymerase II cis-regulatory region sequence-specific DNA binding; DNA-binding transcription factor activity, RNA polymerase II-specific
Source: RefSeq, a predicted model, not a curated record
CACGCGGCGGAUUGAAGCGAGACUUGCAGUAAAAUGUCUAAGUCCGAGGUUCUGAGAGGAUUUGUUACUGAGAGACUCGCCGCCGCCUCCCAGGAAAUCUUAGCGGCCGUGGACGGACUCGUAGCCGGGUACGAGGAGGAGGCGUCGGGCCUCAGACACGAGAUCGAUCGGCAAAGGAGACAACUGGAGGUUCUCCUGCAGCCUCGGGUCAUACUCAACAAAACCGGUUUGAAGCGCAGCAGGAGACUCCGCCACGAUGAAGAGGAAGAGGAAGAUGAGGAUGACGAGAAUCUGGAUAUGAAUAACAGAACUCCAUCAAGGUCCUUUUCCUCCAGAGGUCAGUUUAAGCAGAGGAAGCAUGGCCGACCCAAGAUCAGUGAAACUCAGGACCACAUGGACCUCAGCAUCCGCAUCCAUGAGGAGCCACAGACCGAAGUACUUUCAAAAAAUGAUGUUCAGCAUCUGUUGAUGAUUAAAGAAGAGGUUCCCCCUGAGUUGAGCCUUAGUCUGGAUCAGGAGGAACCAAAGAGCCCAAACAUUAAAGAGGAACAGGAGGAACUCUGCACCAGUCAGGAGGGAGAGCAGCUUCCAGGGCUGGAGGAAGUUGAUGAUACCAAGGUCCCACUCACUCCUGUCCAUGUGAAGAGUGAAGAUGAUGAGGAGAAACCUCAGUCUUCACAGCCUCAUCGAAGCCGAACUGAAGAGAGCAGAGAGGCAGAGCCUCCGUCCAGCAGCUCAGCUGAACAGAUGGAAACAGAGACUGAUGGAGAGGACUGUGGAGGAUCUGAACCAGACAGGAACUUAGAUCCACAUGGUCAUCAUCAACCACAUACAGACGAAGAGGCCACAGAGUCCUCUGAGACUGAAGACAGUGAUGAUGAUUGGAAGGAAACCAGAGCAACUGAGUCAGGUUUGAAAAGCAAAGAAGUCCAUGGAUGUAAUACUGGUGAGAAGUCUUUCAGCUGCUCUGAGUGUGAGAAAAAAUACAGCAGAAAGUGCGUUCUGCAGAGACACAUGAAAGUCCAUACAGGAGAGAAACCAUUCGGUUGUGAUGUGUGUGGGAAAAGAUUUAAGUCGCAGGGGGAACUUAAGGCGCACAUGAGAGUCCAUACAGUAGAGAAACCGUUUGGUUGUGAUGUGUGUGGGAAAAGAUUUAACGUAAAAGGGAACCUCGUAUCGCACAUGAGAGUCCAUGAGAGACCGUUUGGUUGUAAUGUUUGUUGGAAAGUAUUUAAGCGGCAGGAGGAUCUUGAUGUGCACAUGAAAGUUCAUACAGGGGAGAAACCAUUCAGUUGCAGUUUUUGUGCCGAACGAUUUGUUUAUAGUUCAAACUGCAAAAGACAUAUGAAGAUAUGUAAACACAAGCAUGUUACUGAAGGCUGCAGCAGUAAGUGAAGCCGAGUUGCCGGAUAUGCUGAGUUGUAAUAGCUCCUUACAGCAUGUUUAAAAUACAGAGCAUAGGUCAGUUUUACGAUUGAGGUUUUGUACACCAGGUUAUAUAGAAGACACAACAAGGAAGAUAGACAAGAGAACAGCAUAUUGGCACAUUGGGAACUGGUAACAAACAACCUAUAUCCACAAAAGAAACACAAUCAAGAGAAAGUAAUUAGACCAAUUAUUGUUUUGUAGAUUUACUUUAAUUUGACUGAUAAAACAGUUUUUAGAAAGUUUUGCCAAUUCAAAAAUGAAAAGCAGAAAUCUCUCAUUCACAGAAGUAUUUAGACCCUUUGCUGUCGUCAGGAUAUUCCUGUUUGCCUUAAUUAUCCCUGAGAUGUGUCCAGAACUUCACUGGAGUGCAUCUGUGGCAAACUGAAUUGAUUAGACAUGGUUUAGAAAGGUGCACACGUGUAGGUAAUUAGUGAAGUGACUAAGUAAAAAUCUUUGGAUGGAGAUCUGCUUACUUACUAUAUAUUUAUUAAUAUUAUAUUUUGCAGCUUGAUCAAUACAAUAAUAAUAAAGUGAACAAACUUACCGGCCCCUCAAGGUCACUUAACUCAUGAUGCCUUCACAUAACUCACAGAUAUCACAGCUCUCUCCAAGACAUUCCAGACAGAAGUAACAACAAUUGCUGGAGUUAUUCGAACGUCUGUCUCCGUCACCUAAACAACACAAAAGGUAAUGAGUCAGUGCCUUUUCAGAAUUACUCAUAUGAUCAUUUUCUGAUCUUCUACCAUUCUGGUAAACGUAGGAGAUGCUUAGAUGACUUGGUUAAAGAUCUAUGUCACAACUGCACAGUUUCUUUUGGGCAUAUUUUGUGCUAUAAUAAAUUCUUAACUCUAUAAAAACUAGGCUAG